AAUUCUGUUCGGAAGGAGUGAGCUUCCAUCACUAGAAAAAAUGUACUUGAACAGAGAUUUGGUCCUGUUUUAAAGAUCAAGGGAUGUGGUCGCUACGAGUAUGUCAAUCUUUAACGUUUUCUAGAGCUUUGAUUUACAGCAGGAUCCAACAAAGGACCCUUCCAAAUAUUUAUUGCAUUCCUCAGAAAUUAACCACCAAUCAAAACCAUCCAUUAUGCCGGCAUGCAAGUAGUGGCUUAUCAUAUUACGUCUCUCAAGACUUUUAUCCCAUUUACUUAGCACAGCAAACGCUAGAGGGUAUACACUCUUUAACUCACUUGCCGUGGUGGGCAGUUAUACUGGGGACUACCAUGGUGUUAAGAACGGUUAUAACGUUACCACUAGCAAUACGGCAGAAUAAGCUAGUGACAAAAAUUGAAUUGCUACAACCUACUUUAAAGAUGAUGUCYGAUGCAUUGAAGCAUCGCAUAACUGUGGAUUGUAAGCAGGCAGGRAAAACUGCYGCUCAGUUUGAAGCCAUUUACAAGAAGAAGCAUCGUCGCAUGAUGUAUGAGUUAUACCAAAAUGAGGGCUGUAAUCCAAUCAAAAUGUUCCUGUUGCCAUGGAUACAGCUACCAUUGUGGAUAGUGAUCUCACUMUCACUUAGAAACAUGACAGGAACAAGUUAUUCUCAGAGAAAUCUCAAAGACGAAAAUUCAACGACAUUGACUGCGUUAUGCCCCGACAUGGCGACAGAAGGGACGCUUUGGUUCCAUAACCUCCUUGUCCCUGAUCCCUACAUGGUUUUACCGCUAGCUGUAGGACUUUUUAAUCUYACAAAUAUCGAAAUACAUGCACUACGACGUAAAGAUCCAACAAGACUUCAGCGUAUCUUGACGAACUCACUUCGUAUUGUCUCUGUUGCCAUGGUAAUGUUUGCAUCACAAGUGCCAACUGCAAUGUCWUUGUACUGGGCAGUUUCAGCUGGAUAUGGAGUAAGCCAAAAUCUUUUAAUGAAAUUACCAAGAGUCAGACGACAGUUAGGAAUACCAAAAACCCCAAGUGAAAGUAAACAACCUUUUAAGGACCUCAAGAAMCUAGCAAAUAUCAAAGUACAAAAUUUCAUUGAACGACAAAGACAGGAUCCAUGGAAACGAAAGUAGGAUGAUGAAACACUGACAUUGUGAGUGCUGUAURUUUUUGCCUGGAGU
Messenger RNA from Exaiptasia diaphana, 1190 nucleotides. Its product is annotated as cytochrome c oxidase assembly protein COX18, mitochondrial. Gene Ontology annotation, cellular component: mitochondrial inner membrane. The coding region runs from base 84 to 1142 and encodes 352 amino acids. Gene Ontology annotation, biological process: mitochondrial respiratory chain complex IV assembly; protein insertion into mitochondrial inner membrane from matrix. NCBI's taxonomy places the organism in Eukaryota, Metazoa, Cnidaria, Anthozoa, Actiniaria, Aiptasiidae. The transcript has 6 exons. Gene Ontology annotation, molecular function: membrane insertase activity. The record is from RefSeq and is a predicted model, not a curated record.